Molecule: messenger RNA, 1708 nt
Organism: Callorhinchus milii (elephant shark)
Lineage: Eukaryota; Metazoa; Chordata; Chondrichthyes; Chimaeriformes; Callorhinchidae
Product: CD20-like domain-containing protein
Exons: 7
Coding region: 162-845 (227 amino acids)
Cellular component (GO): membrane
Source: RefSeq, a predicted model, not a curated record
GUUUACAGCUGCUCAGCCUGUUGCACCUGUUGGUGCAGGAAGCUGGAGGCUCUGCUCUCCUCCUCUCCAGUGUUUCGUGGCGAGUCCUUCGGCUGCUUUCGCUGCACGAACAGGCAAGAUAUUAGAUUGUGCCGGUGAAUUGCUUUCCACAUCUUCGUUCGAUGGACCGUUACAGAUAUUUCAUCUUUAAUCAGCGAGGCAUGUUUGUCCUGGGAAUCCUGCAGAUAGUUUGUGCCACAGUGUGCGUGGUCUCCGGCUUCGUGGAUUCAACCUUUAGGAAGGAUUCCAUUCUCAGUAGGACCAGAGCACCAGUCUGGGCUGGCACGUUCAUGGGUCUUCCUGGAGUGCUGGCCCUGUUUUCUUCACAGAAAAGGAACCCGGUUCUCGUGAAUAGUAUGAUUGGAUCAGGUGUGAUUUCCUGGUUUACUACAACUAUUGUGAUUCUAUAUGCUGCUUUGACUUUGAACUAUGGGGAGGAUGAUGAUGAAGUAUUUCAGCACAAACCGAGCUACAUCAUUCAUGCGGAGUAUAUCCUCAGCAAGUUGGUUCAAGGAGCAAAUAUGGCUAUUUUAAUCUCUUCUGUUUUUGGCCUCAUGAUUGCAACAGUCAUAGCUUACCUUGGAUGCCGAAGUCUUCCCAAUUGUGCUUGCUACGAUAGUACGACUGGAAUGCAAUCCUUAUUGACUGAGGAACGUCACCCUCAGGCAAUCGAGCUGGUCUGUACCUGGCAGGGUGUUAGUGAACAGCGAAUUCUGAAUGAUCCAGUUCAGCUCAAGGACUGGGAUUUAGACUCAGAGGAAGCAGAGUUUUCAACAAAACCGCCCCCUUACAUCCGAUUCGCUUAAAUUCGACUUAUAUUGGCGACAAAUUGGUUGGCUAUUCAUACCAGGAUUCAAAGAAAAUGUUACCUCUGUCAGACCUUGAUGAUGUGAAGUUUGUUUUUAAAAAUAGUGCCUUCAGCUGGGGUGGGGGAAGGUUCUUGUGGCCUUUCGGAUCUACAAUAACUCAAGCAGUUGUUCUUUUGUACUCUUAUUUCACAGUGCAUAAGGUGCUUAAAACUCGAGUGCCAUGCAGUUAAUGGUGAGGGCCCAGUAAUUAAGAGAUUUAAAGCUAUUGGGGUGAAAGAUAUUGUGUGUUAGAUAUGUAAACAUUUUAAAGAGUGAACAUGCUGCUUGAAGCUGCACUGUGAGUCAGUUUUAAUUUUUUUAAAAAGAGUGGGCAGCCUUAAAUAAGUGAACUUACAAAAAUUGUACCUUUUGUUAUCCACUCUAACUUCCUUUAUUCUGCCAAUAGCAGAAAGGGGGCUGGAGUUGAACAAAAAACUCAAAAUGAAACAAAACCAUUUGGAACUUGUAGAACAGAUUUGGGAUGGGUUGUAUUUUAUGGGUAGCUUAUUUUAAAUGUUCCACUUCAGUCUGAAGAGUAUGUCUUCAUAUUCUUUAUGCUGCGUAAAGAGAGAUUUCUGUAUUAUAGUUUGUUAUAGUUUAUUUUUGAUGUAUAAGAUGCAAGUUUGAACUGUGAAGGAAAAAANUUAUUCUUAUUAAUGGGCUGUGUCACUUGAGGGUUUAUGUAGUUUCUGGAGUCCUGUAGUUCAGUAGUUAGAGCACACGCCUCGCAAACUGGAGGACCUGGGUUAGAUUCUGGAUAGGGUGAAACACUGGCCGAGUUUCCUUACUCCACACGCUUCUGUUCACCUAGCUGUAAAUAG